GUGGUGAACCCAAAGACAAGAGUAUGUUUAACUGUUAUAUUAUAUCUUUCUUAUGGAUAUCGUGAGUUUGGAAUUAAAAAGAAAAAGGAAAAUGAUGGAAGAAGAAGGUAGGAAGGAAGAAGAUGGUAAGAGUACUUCACUUGUAGUUUUGAUAACUGGAGUGAGCAGAGGGUUAGGACGAGGUUUGGCUUUAGAAUUGGCAAAGCUUGGCCAUACCAUUGUUGGUUGUUCUCGUAAUCAUAACACUCUUCAUUCUCUUCAAACACAGCUCUCUUCUAUCUCCACUAAACAACACUUGCUCCUCAACCUUGAUGUGACUUCAAAUAGUGGUGUGGAAGAUCUACUUCAAGCUGUCCUUCAAACAAAUCUCAUUCCUGAUAUCCUUGUGAACAAUGCUGCUAUAGCGAAUGAGAAGUCAAAGUUUUGGGAGAUUCCACAAAAGGAUUUUGAUUCAGUGAUUGAUACAAAUAUCAAAGGAACAGCAAAUGUACUACGUCAUUUCAUUCCUCCCAUGAUCGCAAGGGAGAAGAAAAUUAUUGUGAACAUGUCUUCAUUAUGGGGAAGAAUUGGAGCUCCUAUGUUCUCAUCGUAUAGCGCAUCAAAGUGGGGAAUUGAGGGUUUGACGAAAUCGAUUGCAGAAGAGCUACCAAAGGGAAUGGCUAUUAUUGCACUUCAUCCUGGUACUGUAAACACUGACAUGCUCCACAUCGCCUUCGGUGAUUUGGCUUCUAACUACCAAAAUCCUCAACAAUGGGCUUCCAAAGCAGCAAGAAUGAUUCUUAAUCUUACUGCAUUAGACAAUGGAGCAUCUCUCACAGUUGAAGAUCCAGAGGCACUUUGCUCAGAGUAGUUUUCUCUUUAUUCAUUUUUAGAGCCUACUGAGAUCUUCUCUAGUUUUUAUAUAUAAAAAUAAACUAAUACACUUGGUUGGUCAUUUGGUACUUAAUGCAUUAAUGUAAAAGUUUGUAUUAACUCGUUAAGUGUUUUGUAAAAGACAGGUGUGCAAAUAAAAGAGAUGAAAUAUGAGAUUUUAAAAAUAGGCGUUUGGAACUUCAA
Molecule: messenger RNA, 1056 nt
Organism: Cucumis sativus (cucumber)
Lineage: Eukaryota; Viridiplantae; Streptophyta; Magnoliopsida; Cucurbitales; Cucurbitaceae
Product: NADPH-dependent pterin aldehyde reductase
Exons: 5
Coding region: 53-850 (265 amino acids)
Biological process (GO): folic acid-containing compound metabolic process
Cellular component (GO): cytosol
Molecular function (GO): oxidoreductase activity, acting on the CH-OH group of donors, NAD or NADP as acceptor
Source: RefSeq, a predicted model, not a curated record